UUUAGAUCUCUCUUGCUCUCUCUCUCAUCAGAUCCCUCUUCCAAAAAGUUUUCUCAGGGUUCAUCAGCAAGGAGAAAUGGGGCUCACCUUCACCAAGCUCUUCAGCCGGCUUUUUGCCAAGAAGGAGAUGCGUAUUCUAAUGGUUGGUCUUGAUGCAGCUGGUAAGACCACUAUUUUGUACAAGAUCAAGCUGGACAAGAACAUGAGCUUCACAGUUUGGGAUGUCGGUGGCCAGGACAAGAUCCGCCCAUUGUGGAGGCACUAUUUCCAGAACACUCAGGGACUUAUCCUUGUCGUUGAUAGCAAUGACAGAGACAGAAGGGACGAGUUGCAUAUGAUGUUGAAUGAGGAUGAACUUCGUGAUGCUGUGCUACUUGUAUUUGCUAACAAACAAGAUCUUCCGAAUGCAAUGAAUGCUGGUGAGAUAACUGAUAAGCUUGGUCUCCACUCUCUCAGGCAGCGCCAUUGGUACAUCCAGAGCACCUGUGCAACCUCUGGAGAGGGUCUUUAUGAAGGGCUUGAUAACAACAUUGCUAACAAGGCAUAAAGCAAUUCAGAGCUCAUGUGUGUUGAUAUCCUGGAUGCAGGCAGGGACUUCUGAAAUGGCUUUGUAAUACACUGGUUGGAUAUAUAUAAACAAUGGCUAGCUUCUUAUUAACAUUGUUGGAUUAAUGGUCAAAGACUUGAAUUAGACGUCUCGCCCUGUUCUCGUUGUCAUUGGUUAUCAAUGUUGUGCUAUUCUCAAGUGUUUUGGGAUUUAUAAGUUUUUUUUGUUAGACAAUGUGAUUUGUUUAUCAUUGUUAAUUUAAGGGCAAAGUACAAUUUUGGUCCGUCAAUUAUUUGUUAGGUUGAAAUGUAAGAAUUGUUUUUCAAUUA
This is a messenger RNA of Ipomoea nil (Japanese morning glory), 876 nucleotides long. RefSeq names its product ADP-ribosylation factor 2-like. Gene Ontology annotation, biological process: intracellular protein transport; vesicle-mediated transport. Lineage: Eukaryota; Viridiplantae; Streptophyta; Magnoliopsida; Solanales; Convolvulaceae. Gene Ontology annotation, molecular function: GTPase activity; GTP binding. The transcript has a single exon. Gene Ontology annotation, cellular component: cytoplasm. The record is from RefSeq and is a predicted model, not a curated record. The coding region runs from base 77 to 547 and encodes 156 amino acids.